This is a messenger RNA of Cavenderia fasciculata, 825 nucleotides long. RefSeq lists its product as uncharacterized. The coding region runs from base 1 to 825 and encodes 274 amino acids. Lineage: Eukaryota; Evosea; Eumycetozoa; Acytosteliales; Cavenderiaceae. The transcript has 4 exons. The record is from RefSeq and is a predicted model, not a curated record.
AUGGAUGAUUAUUCUCAAUCACAUAUAUUCCUAUCAGCAUUAUAUUUUGUAUUUUCAUUUGGUGCUUUGAUAGGGUAUAGGAUUAAACAUGUUUGGGAAAAAUAUGCAAUUGGAUUUAUGUUAUUGGUUGUAUUGGGUGGAUUAUUAAGAGCAGUUAGCUUUUUAUUGUAUAUAUUGGAAUUAAAUGACGUUAUACAUCUUGGUGGUAAAAUAUUAAAUGUAUUUAGUGUUUUACCAUCAUUUCUUUUUAUCACUGCAUAUACUAUAUCUCUUAUUUUAGGAUUAAUUAUAAAUGAAAGAAAAAGUUCACAAAAGGGAUCCAAGGUUGAUCUUUACAAGAGAGGAAUACUUAUUUUCAAUAUAAUCAUGUAUGUGGUGGUACUUGUUUUCAUUGUAUUGGACUUUUCCCUAGAUACCUCGGAAAGCAAUGUAUCGGUCAACGAGCCAACCACCACCAUGGAAUCUGCACUCCAACUUUUUGAUGCAAUCAUCUAUUUAUCAACUCCUAUUUUUAUUUUUGUCGUAUUUUUUAUAAUUAUUAAAAAAGGUACAGCACCAGAACCAUCAUCUGAUUUGAAAACAAGACAGGUAUUUGCCAUCAUUAUCGUUUCAGCCAUUGUAUGUUUUGUUUUACGUGGUGUAUUGGUUAUUGUAACAACCUUUUAUCCAUUAAAUUAUUGGUGGAAAGAUGUAGUAUAUUAUGUCAUUUUGGAGGUACUACCACUUAGUUGUCUACUCUAUAUUAUGAGUACCCAUGAAAGCCAGAAAUAUUUGCAAGGUAGUCCACCUCUAUUGGGUGAACAUUAUAAUAGACCUUAUCAAUAA